UACUUCCGGUUUUCGGAACAACUCUGAUUUUUAUAAAGAAGGGCGAAAUUAUACACGUGUUUAUCAACAACAUGGAAAACGAUAGCACAGAUCGUAUAAAAGUAGCGGUAGAAACUUACCACAACAUACCACGAGGAAGACCAAAGUCAGGAAGACCAUGGAAAACUCUCAGGAAUGAACGGUUUUCUGCUAUCCGAACCACAAAAACGAAGAAACUCAACUGGGAUGAAAAGAUGAAAAAAAGAGCAGAGAAGAAAUCAAUAAAAAAAUUUGAGAAAGAGCUGAAGGAAAAAAGAUCAAAGGAUUUGGAGACAAAGAGAAUAAGACAAGAGGAAAUUAAAAAACGAAGACUAGAAAAUGAAAGAAAAUCGGAGGUCGUGCAGACGAUUAAAGAUACAGCCAAGAUCAAGAGAAUGAAGAAGAAACAGCUGCGAAAAAUCGAGAAGAGGUGAAGGGAAUCGCCCGAGAGAGUGUCUAUUGCUGGUCUUGAUGAAAAUGGAAUAGUAUUUUAAAAACAAGUGCUGUCAAUUCCUUAAAAAUCAUUUGCUUCACAAGUUUUCAUUUAAUGUAUCUAUACCUGUAUACAUGUUAGCGUGAGGACUGGGCAUCUUUCAGAUGUGAUACUCUGACUUGAUUUGCUCAUCUGAGCCAAUGGUUCAAGUGAGCUCUUAAGUCUCCAGUGCAAAUGAAUGUUUUAACUCACCUUAGCUAGUGAGCAUUUCUGAUGAGAGUUUGUCCAUUAUUUAUAUGUUUGAAAUGGGGAGUCACCAAAAGUUCUGAGUCCAAUCAAGAUUCAUUUCUCUGUAAGGGCUAAGUGACUCGAGAGAGCAUUGUGGUCCAUAUUGAUACUGACUUCAUUUGGGAUUGGGGAAGACAGUUUCUCCUUCUCUCUAACAGUUUUUAGUCACUAAUAUUUACAGAAAUAGUACCUUUGUAGCUUUGAUACUAGUGAUUGUGUUGAUUUUUAAUAGAUUAGACACUGCUUAUGCGUCUCUACUGGAGAAAUUGUGUCUAGGAGGUGGAAAUUUUUUUAAUGUAGAAUUUUGUUAAAUUCAGUGAUAUUUGUUGAAUUUGUGUUUGGAAUUUUUUCAAUGAAUUUUCUGAAUUCAGUGUAAUGUACAUGCAGUUUUCUUAUAGAUAUGUAAGGUUUCUGUUGAAUUUUUGUCAUUAAUAAAAUGUAUAUAAAAUUGAA
Molecule: messenger RNA, 1192 nt
Organism: Ostrea edulis (European flat oyster)
Lineage: Eukaryota; Metazoa; Mollusca; Bivalvia; Ostreida; Ostreidae
Product: coiled-coil domain-containing protein 86-like
Exons: 4
Coding region: 72-452 (126 amino acids)
Cellular component (GO): nucleolus
Source: RefSeq, a predicted model, not a curated record